Messenger RNA from Heterobilharzia americana, 2262 nucleotides. NCBI's taxonomy places the organism in Eukaryota, Metazoa, Platyhelminthes, Trematoda, Strigeidida, Schistosomatidae. The record is from the annotation of a GenBank genome assembly.
GUCACCCUGGAGUGGUCUGUUCAAAAUAUUUAGAAAUGCCGGCGAAACGGAGGUUUGCAUCUCGUUUUCCUACGACCAGGAUCAAGAAAAUCAUGCAGUUAGAUGAAGAAAUUGGCAAGUUGACUGCUACUGUACCUCCAAUUGUCUCACGUUCUUUGGAACUUUUCCUAGAACAGUUGCUCAAUCAGGCAUAUCAGUUUACUUCGACUCGAAGUUCGAAGACAAUUAGCCCUGGGAUUAUGUAAAUUUAUAGUAGUUAACUCACAAUUUUGCAGUAAAUAUGUCAUAGAACACGAACCAAGCUUUUCAUUUUUACGUCCUCUGGUCGCUGAUGUCCCUGAACUUAAGCCUAAUAGUCGGAAGCCGAGUUAUUCCAAAGGCAACUGUGAUUCAGAUGCACAGUCUGAGAGCAGUGAUGGCUCCUCUUUUAGUGUUGAUGAAACGUCUCCUAGAACCCUAUCUUCAAAUGCAAAAAACCAACUCGACAGAAACGGAAACAAUCCCCAUGCUCCCGGACAGUUCAUAAGCGCACUCCUAUGGUGGAGAAGCUACACUCAAUGGAUCAGAAUCAUGAGUCUUCGUUAAAUUUAAUGCCAACCAAUAAAGCCAAUAAAAUUCGCAAAAAUGGUAGUAGUGUCAGUAGUUCUGAAACUGGUACUGUUCCAGUAGAUGGUUCUAGUGUUCGAAUGAAAGUCUAGUUGACUAUCAGUAUACUGAAGCAUAAUAUACUUGUUUUAGGUAUUUGUAUUUAUCACAUUUAUCUGAAUGCCAUAUGGAAAUAACCUGCUGGGUUACUCAUUGUAUCAAAGCUUAGAACCUUCAUUGUACAGCAGAAAGCCAUUGUAUACUUAUUCAGCUAUGUUGGAAAUAUAUGUUAUUGUCACAAAAGACCAUGAUUUUUCACAUGACUUGGAUUAUCAAUCUUUUAGUUAUCUAAAUAUGUCCUUAAUUAUUAAAAGACUACUUAGUUAAUUUGACUGUCAGUUUGCAUUGUUUCUUUUCAAUGUUGUAAAUUUUUGAUGAGACUUAAGAAUCUGUUACCUCUCGUUUACGAAUUAUGUAGUAGCAGAAUACUGUAUUAAACAGGUUUGAAAAUAAACGUUCUGCUCUGGAUGGUUUAAUUAUUCAUUCAUUCAUUCAUUCAUUCGCUCUUUGUAUUAACUAAGUGUUCUUGAAGAUUUUCUAACUUGCUGUUUUCGUGUAAGUUCCUGAUCGACAAAUGUGCCCAUUAUACAGUCAUCAGCUAGCACUUAUUUUUAUCUCGAUUAGUUCUUGACGGCUUUAGAAUGAGGUAUGCUUUUUUAUUGGUUGUUAUUUUCAGCAAAAUAAAAAACCAAACCUAAAAUAGUAGUGGAAUAAUUUUAAGCGAAGUUACCUGCGUUUCACUUUUGAACAAUAAGUGUAAAUGAGAUCUUGGGAUUUAGCUAACGGGUUAUGGUUAUGAUACCUAUGCUUUACACGAAGCUACAUGUGUUUUUAAGGAGCAAGAUAAUAAGCUGUUAUCGUCUUUACUCCUCACCAAGUUGAUAAAGAAGUAAUCUGCUUUCGGUCAACAAAUACAGUUUUGUAAAAGUAGUUUAUCUAUGUGGGUGAAAACUCGGACCUUUAAAGUAACAACUUUUAGUAUACGUAACAUCAUCAAGCAGGGAAGUACUUUUAGACCAAUUAGGUGGAAGUUAAAACAUUCACAUUCAAGGUGAUAAAGUUGUUGAUCAGAUAUACUUCUGUAUAUCUUACGACAGUUUUUUCACUUUGUUUAAUUACCUUCGGAGUACGUUGCCAAACAUAAAACGUUCAUACUUCAUUGGUUAUUUUUAAGUGCUCAUUGAUUUAAGGUAUUUAUGGGUAACUUUUGUAUUCUAAAAGUCUAACAGGUGGGUUAGAGAAAGGUUAAGGGUGGUCGCACUCACAUCAGUCAUCUGAGUCUUUGACUGUUAGUAUAAGCCACAUAGCGAAGUGUAUACUUCUUGGUUUGGCUAGACGACAGUUGGAUAUGACUCAGGCUCUUGAUCGUAGCAGUGUAGAUACUUCCAAAAUUAUGUUCAUUCUGACCAUGUCGUUAUUUAUGUUACCCCCUGUUCUAUUCUUAGAACUUUCUACGACUCUUGAUCACAAUUUAUUUCCUCCCAUCUUCAUCCUGCUGCCUUGUAUCGUGGUGUAAUAGCGCAAAUUGUGGCAGAUAGGUAAAUAAACAUCGAAUCUGGUCUAGAAGUGCAUCGGUUCCAGUUGCCACAGUUCACAACUGCACGCAGAGAAUAAUUG